Messenger RNA from Bipolaris maydis ATCC 48331, 735 nucleotides. RefSeq lists its product as uncharacterized. The record is from RefSeq and is a predicted model, not a curated record. Lineage: Eukaryota; Fungi; Ascomycota; Dothideomycetes; Pleosporales; Pleosporaceae.
AUGGCAUCGAAAGUUUCUCUAAAGGAUUUCAGUAUGAGAAUGGCCGAAUUCGAUGAAACGUCCGAUAAUAUGCGCGACGGAAUGAACAAAUACCCAAAGUCAUUCAGCAAGUUCGUGAGGUCACUUAGUGAAAACGAAAGAAUAGGAUUUCUGGGUAAACUUCCAAGGCCAUUGUUGCUGGAUUCAUUCGAUAAAUUGGAACCCAAAGACUUGGGAGCGUACUUGUUGAGCCUCAAUCAGGUGGACGCAGCCGCACAGUUGGUCACACUACCCGAAGAAAAGCGGGAGUUGAUGCUUGCAUUAUUACGGAAAACCCCAGAGUGCGAUAUUCCACGGAUCGUAAAAUAUCUAGAAGGACUAUCUCAUGUGAAGAAGAAUGCAACAGACUCUAAAGGGCGUCAGAUGCCGGUAGACAUGGGGGGUUUGAGGCUGGAAAAUAAUACAACUACAACUGAUUUUGUACCUGCACCCAAAAGCCACCGCCCACUGGACGUAAAAAGUCUGCAGAGUCAAUUCGAGGGAAAUAAAGUAAUAGAAAAAGCGAAGAGAGGCGACGUCAAGACUCCUCCCAAUGAAAAAAGCGAGGAGUACAUUGCGGAGAGCAGCGACGGCGAGGACAGUGAGGACAGCGAGGACAGUGAGGACAGCGAGGACAGUGAGGACGGCGAGGACAGUGAGGACAGCGACGACAGCGAUUACAGCGGUGACAGCGAUGACAGCGAUGACAACGACUAG